AUCAAGGGGGCAUUUCCGUAAUAUCUCAAUGUCAAGGGGGCUAAAUGGAUAAUAACAUUAAUUAAUCUGAUGUGUCGGAGCCGGCCAGAAACGCCAGGUGGCUCUUUUUGAUUGGUUACUACACUCUUCUUCCACGUAACUAAACUCCCCCUUCAGCGGUCACUUUUUUAAAUCGCCGUUUAUGGAAGGAGCGUGUGUUUGAAGGUGUAUGUGUGCGCCGGAGGGAAGAGACAGAGAACAAGAUGGCGUUGACGGCGGCGUUGCGACGAUUGAUCUUCGUGGCGGCUAUAUUUAUCGCUUUAUCUAUAGCUCAUUCCAUCGAUGACAAAUGUUCAGCUUGCAAUGCCGUUGCUGAGGAGCUGGAACUCGGAAUGAUGAAGGAGAAACCAAAAAACCAUCUGGAUAUGAGACAUCGCUUGGACUCCAAGGGUCAGCGGAGAGGGAAGGUAAUAGAUUACAGAACCAGUGAGCUGAGAGUCGUUGACCUCCUGGAUGGGCUUUGUGAUAAGAUGCAAGACUAUACUCUUCAGAAGAUGGAUUCAACGGAAAAAGUCUGGAUUAAAGUGGAUAGCUGGGAUGACAUCACUAGUAAUAAGCAGGAAUCUCGUGCUUACUCAAAGGAGAUAUCAUCUUAUUGUGGAAGGUUACUGGAGGACACCGAAGAUGAGCUGGCAGAAUUGAUAAUGAAAGGAUCGGUAAAAGUUGGAGAAGUGAGCAAAGUUCUGUGUCAUGACCUUAGCAAACAUUGCAAGCAAACAAGUGAUUACCAUCAGUCGAGCAACAAUGAAGAAGUUAACGACGAACUUUGAGAACCAAUGAUUGUGCAACUGUAACCAAAACAGCAUGAUGAACGAUGGCAACGCCAAAGCACGCCGAUAUCAAUACUAAUUUUGGCGACCUUUUGGAACCCUACCUAACAUUUUAUUAGAUGGUUUGAUGUUUACUAGGAUUGUGUUUUUGAUCCUUCAUUUUCUUGUAUGGAUUCAACAUAUGAUCAAAUUCAUCCCAAAGAAGGGACAAAAAACAGGUUUACCGUUGGC
Molecule: messenger RNA, 1040 nt
Organism: Cynara cardunculus var. scolymus (artichoke)
Lineage: Eukaryota; Viridiplantae; Streptophyta; Magnoliopsida; Asterales; Asteraceae
Product: protein canopy-1
Exons: 9
Coding region: 243-809 (188 amino acids)
Source: RefSeq, a predicted model, not a curated record